UUCUCGCUUUGGUCUCUAUGAAGUUUUCCGAGAUGCACUCUCUCGCUAUCGCGAUAUUGAUUUUGUUAGCCGCGUUAUGACUGGUGUAGCUUCCGGAGCUUGCGCUGCUCUCAUUUCUUGCCCUGCAGAAGUUGCCUUGGUGCGUAUGUCAAACGAUAGUUCUCUUCCGUCGGGUGAUCAACGAAAAUAUAGACACAUAAUAGACUGCGCUACGAGGAUCUGGCGAGAGGAAGGUGUGCGCACGUUCUGGCGAGGCUCCUUGCCUUUUGUUAAUCGGGCGAUGGUUGUCGGUGUCUGCCAGGUGGGCACCUACGAUCAGUUCCUUUCGAUCUUCAGCAAAUUGGAUAUCUUGAACCCCACCUCUGUGGUUGCUUUUUCGGCUAUGAGCGCCGGGCUUAUCUACUCGACUCUUACAAUGCCUUUAGAGACAGCUAAGAACAGAAUGGCUUUUCAAAAACCAGACCCGCGUGACGGGGAAGUUGUCUACAAAAAAACGUUUCAAACGAUUAAGCGGAUCGCUACCACAGAAGGUCCCCUUUCUUUGUGGAACGGAUUUUUGCCAUACUUCGGGAGGUGCGGAGGUUCUAAAAAGCAAUAUGAUUUUACUUUUGUAAUUUAA
Molecule: messenger RNA, 619 nt
Organism: Zophobas morio
Lineage: Eukaryota; Metazoa; Arthropoda; Insecta; Coleoptera; Tenebrionidae
Product: mitochondrial 2-oxoglutarate/malate carrier protein-like
Exons: 7
Coding region: 77-619 (180 amino acids)
Molecular function (GO): transmembrane transporter activity
Source: RefSeq, a predicted model, not a curated record